AUGGAGGUGACUCUCCCUGACACUAACAUUGUCUGCUCUCGCCGCAGUGGAUUACUUCGGGAUCCCCAGUCGCGCACCGUGCAGCAGGUGCGCUUACGCUGUACUGAGGGCGCCGUGGAGUGGGUGUACCCCAAUCAGGCAUUGCGGGUCGUGCUGGAGCCCAAUCUGUCCUCCGCACGCCACAGCACCGUCUGCAUUAAGCCCUUCGGGGGGUUCUGCGGCGCAAGCGUGUAUAUCGAGCGUGCGGGGGAGCUGCACCUGCUGGUGACUGAGGGCGGGAGGCCGGAGCAGGUGUACUGCUUUCGCGCGGACGGACCGCAGAAACCGGCCAUAUUCCUCCAAGCGACCCUCCAGAGGGACAUCGGCCGCCGCACCGUGGGUUUCCGAUACGAACUGCUGAGCAAUAGGAGCACCGCGCACGGGUUCCCCGCCACUAUGGUGCAGGCUGAAUGCCGGCCGUGCAACGACACGGAGCUCCUCUUUGCCGUCUGCAGCAGUGAUUUCGUGGUGCGAGGCUCCAUCAGCAACGUAUCCCAUGAUGCUCGCAGGCAGAUGUCGCUGGUGGAGGUUUCGGUGGUGCAGGUGUUCCGGCAGCGCAGCAGUGUGUUCGAGAGGCAGGCUGGCGGGACCGGGCCGUGGCGCGGUAGCAUGCUCACCCUGCGGCGCUGCCAGGUGAAGGCGGGAAGGGGGCAUUUCCUGUUCACCGGCGCGGAGCAUUUCGGCGAGGCCUGGCUGGGCUGUGCCCCACGUUACAAGGACUUUCUGUCUGUGUACCGGGCCGCUCUGCGGACAGGGCAGAACCACUGUGAGUUUGCUGUGGACUGACCCCUGCUGCUCCUGGGCCCCCACAUGAACACCUGCAGUCACUCCAGGUUGGGGAAUUCCCAUCCCUGAUGCCACAGGAGGUUUCCCCCGCCGUCUACACUGCGAACAAACUGCCCAGACUCUUCAGGGGGACUGUGACUCUUUAUGCUCAACUGGUUGGUUGAAACAAAAGCGCCACCUGCUGCUCGUCAUAAUGCUGCUUUUUUUGUGGAACAGCAGCAUGGCUGCAUGUGGCUCUUGAUUCUCAGAUGAGUUUUGCUGACAUGCCAGUCAGCUGUCUGUGAUUGGCAGGCAUCCCAUCUAUGGUGUCCCCCUGCCUUCUACCCUGUGCAUUCUGGGAUAGGCUCUGGAUCCACCUUGAUGCUGUACUCAAUUAGCAGCAGAGAGGAUGGAUGGAUGGAUGUCGGUUGUUUCAGGGAUAAUAUCAUUUUAAUUCACUUGAAUUGUCUUUUCAUUACAGGAUUUUGUUUUGUAGCUUAAUCGCGAAAUAAUUGCCAUGUUAAUGUUAGUUUAAAGUUGGUAUAUGCAGGGUAUGAAUUAUGAAAGAAUAUUAGAUUAAAUUUUGUACAGAAUGUAGGAAAGGAGGUGUAUGUACACAUUGCUUUGUCUUCAUUAUCAUUACACUUUAAAUUCAUCUAUGAAUUUACUUAAAAUGUAAAUUUAAAUGUGAAAUUCUCUGGUCAUGCUUUUAACGUAUUCUUUUUUUUUUUACCGUUUUACCCAUUGCAACUGUGUACUGAACGUAUAAUCCAAAAAUCUGGUGUCCUGAACGAGUUAAAUAAUUUAUGAUUGUUUUUUGAA
Molecule: messenger RNA, 1626 nt
Organism: Brienomyrus brachyistius
Lineage: Eukaryota; Metazoa; Chordata; Actinopteri; Osteoglossiformes; Mormyridae
Product: meteorin-like protein
Exons: 3
Coding region: 1-825 (274 amino acids)
Molecular function (GO): hormone activity
Source: RefSeq, a predicted model, not a curated record